AUGCUGAAAUCGAAAAACAUUACGGAUGAAGGAGCGCGAAUUCUGGAGAAUUUAUUUGAUGAAACGAUUUCUAAUGUCACUGUUUAUUUAGAUGACGCUAAGAAUGAAUUACUUGCUGACUCAUUUAUGUGCCGCCCGGUAUACGAAACUUGGCAAUCUGUUGGAACGAUAUUCUGUGGUCAGAUUGGUCGACCGCUUCACGGUAUAUGGCUAGCAUCCGCUCUAAUAUCAGUUUGUUUGAUGCCACUUAUCGUGCUUCUUGUCGGCAUCGUGAAAUACUUAUUCAAAAUGGACAAAAAAUAUGAUCCUAAAAGGCAUCCAGCGAGUACCAUACAAAACGGUGGUAGCAUCUAUGCUUAUGAAGACGGUUCACGGAGUUCCACGUACACGAUGGUUUCCACCGAUUCCAGAAGUCGUCACAGACAAAACAAUCAGCCGUGGUGCAAUCUUUCCAUGAGAAAACCAAUCAGUCCUAUGUUCGAGGAACCUAGCUACAAUACUUCUGUUUAUGGCUCUCCGUUAGCAACUGCUGAGCGGUCAGUGCUGAUUACUGCAUAUCACACCUGCUUACCUGCUUUUGCUUCUUCACUUCUUCCGUUUUCGAUAUAUUUAUUGCAGUUAGGCAAGUGUGAAGAUGUGUAG
Molecule: messenger RNA, 642 nt
Organism: Gongylonema pulchrum
Lineage: Eukaryota; Metazoa; Nematoda; Chromadorea; Rhabditida; Gongylonematidae
Source: the annotation of a GenBank genome assembly